Messenger RNA from Ilex paraguariensis (yerba mate), 584 nucleotides. NCBI's taxonomy places the organism in Eukaryota, Viridiplantae, Streptophyta, Magnoliopsida, Aquifoliales, Aquifoliaceae. The record is from the annotation of a GenBank genome assembly.
AUGGGCAACACUGACCCCCCUCACAAGAACAGGAUCAAUGGUUAUUUGUNAUUUGGGAUUUGGCUAAUGGUUGGCCGUUUGAAAGCAAUAUGGGCAACACUGACCCCCCUCACAAGAACAGGAUCAAUGGUAUUAGGCCUUGGCUUCAGGUCGGUGGCGCAUUAUCUCAUUCAGAUCCAUCGUGUGCAUUCGGGUGAGAAUCCACUUCCUGUCAACAGGUCCUUGUUUGCAGAUAGGAAAGCUGACUCUUCUGAUGGAAUUCCCAAGCCCCAGUCUGAUGGCAACAAAUUAGAGAUGGAAGAGGAAAAUAGCAAACGUGAUGGCGGUGAUGGUGUUGGAGGUAAUGUUAAUUACGAUGAUGAUAGUGAUGAUGAUUAUGAGGAAGAUGAUGAUCACAGUGAAGAUCCAGUCAAUGGUGACCAUCUCUCGGAUCGGAUAUGACUACUGACUCUCAAUGGAUUGACGGAAGAUUUGAGGGAGAAAGUGUGAUUUGAACACUUUUAACUUUUUUGGGAACAUCAAGAGUACUUCAUUGUGUCCAGGCCUACAGGCAUUUUUGUAGAGGCACUAAUUUUGUAUAAGGG